AUGAUCUGUGAAGGGUUCUUAGUGAAAGGUCCUUCUGGUCCACUGGUUGUUCCUCUGGGAUCUUCAGUGGUUAUGCAUUGCUAUGUCGAUGAACUCUUACCUUUAAAAGGACUGAAGGUCAUUUGGGUACGAACAGAUGACAAUACUUUAGUGCAUGUGUUCCAAGAUUAUGAGAGUCGACCAGAUGCCCAGUAUCAGGAUUACCGCGAUAGAGCUUUUUUCUUCACUGAUAAAAUUAAAGAUGGAAACUUCUCCCUCCGUCUGGAAAAUGUGAGAGCUGGAGAUAAAGGUUUUUACAGAUGUAAGGUUUACACUGAGCAUGAAUCUGAGGAAACUCUGGUUCAAAUUAAAGCAGUUGAGCAUCUGAUGGUAUCAGGCUCUAAUCGUCCCAUAUCUGCGUCUGUGGGUGAGGACAUCACUCUGAACUGCUCUGUAGACUCUCACAUCCCAUCUGAGGAGAUUGAUGAGGUUUCAUGGAGGAAAACUGAUAAAAAUGAAAUCAUCCGGGUUCUGGGUUUUAAAAAGAAUGCAACGAUUAGAUCAGAUGAGAGUUACAGAGGCAGAGCUGAGUUCUUCACUGCUGAAAUCCCCAAAGGAAACUUCUCUCUCAGACUGAAGAGUGUCAGAACUGAGGAUAAAGGAGUUUACAUGUGUCUAGUGAAUACUGGAAAUUUUUCAGCCAACACAACAGCAAUACUGGAGCAAUUGGGUUUCUCUUUUUUACACAUAUUUGUGUUGAUUCUCUGUUUCGCUGCAUUCGGAUCUGCACUGGUGCUAUCAGUUCUGUGGAUAUCUGAGUGA
Molecule: messenger RNA, 801 nt
Organism: Carassius gibelio (silver crucian carp)
Lineage: Eukaryota; Metazoa; Chordata; Actinopteri; Cypriniformes; Cyprinidae
Product: butyrophilin subfamily 2 member A2-like
Exons: 5
Coding region: 1-801 (266 amino acids)
Biological process (GO): cellular response to lipopolysaccharide; negative regulation of T cell proliferation; positive regulation of T cell proliferation
Cellular component (GO): external side of plasma membrane
Source: RefSeq, a predicted model, not a curated record